Messenger RNA from Fusarium poae, 615 nucleotides. RefSeq lists its product as uncharacterized. Gene Ontology annotation, molecular function: glutathione transferase activity. Lineage: Eukaryota; Fungi; Ascomycota; Sordariomycetes; Hypocreales; Nectriaceae. The record is from RefSeq and is a predicted model, not a curated record. The transcript has 5 exons. The coding region runs from base 1 to 615 and encodes 204 amino acids. Gene Ontology annotation, biological process: glutathione metabolic process.
AUGUCCAGCAAAGACUCCGUCGUAUAUCACUACCUUGCCAUUGGCAAGCUUGGCCGCGGUGAACCCAUCAAACUGUUUAUGAAGGAUGCGGGUAUCGACUACGAGGAGCGCCUCUACGCAAGAGACAACACUUGGCCUGAGACCAAGGAGAAGUUGAUCAAGCAAGGUCUGACUAGAAACGGUCAAGUUCCUUCUCUUGAGUACAAGGGCCAUGUUAUGACUGGUCAUGUCCCCAUUCUGCGCUACCUAUGCCGUGAUCUUGGCCGAUAUGAAGGUCAGAGUAACGAGGACAAGUACUCGACGGACUUGGUAUCAGACAUCUACGUCGAUUGGAGGGCCCAAUGGGUCCGUAACCUCAAGGAGGGCCCUCGAGAAGAGUACAAGGAGACCAACGCUCCUCAGUACUAUGAUCUCAUUGGAAAGUACUACGCCGACCACGAGGGACCUUAUCUCUUGGGUGAUGAGAUCAGCUACACCGACUUCCUUGUCUAUGUCUCUAUUGAUAACGAUGCUCGAACAAAGACACUCCCAGAGAGCUUGCCAGAGUCUCUUGUCAAGUUCAAGGCUGCCUUUGAGGCCCGACCCAAACUUGUUGAAUACAUCAAGCAGGGAUAA